CAAAUACGACUCACUUUAUCUCAGUAACCCCAGAUGACUGCUAAUAGUCCAUUUUCAAGAAGACUGUCUUAUCAGUCCAAGACGACCAUUUUAUCAGUCCAAGAUGACCAUCAGUGGAGCAUAAAAAUGAACUUUUUAAGAAAUGUACACAUUUAAAAGUAAAGGUUACAAAAGGGCUUUUUUUUUUGUUGUUGUUGUUUUUUUGUUUUUUUGCAGUUAUACCAUAGAAGAACCAUUCUGGUUCCCAGAAACUUUCAGUCUGCAGCUCUUGAAAGAUAUUUUUUUUUUUAGUGUGAAGAACACUUAAAUAAUCUAAAGAACCUUUUUUUUCCACUAUAAAGGACAUUUUUUGAGCAAUGAAAAGUUUCCAUGGAUGUUAAAGUGUCACGAUCACUGUCUGUUCCUGUCAGUUCCUGGACUCCACUUCCCAUAAUCCUCCCUUCCAAUCACAUGCACCAAUCACCAAUUGCCACACACACCUGCAGAUCAUUACCUGGACUAUUUAAGACACACACACACACACACCCUUUGCGAAGUCUUGAUUUGCCCCGGUGAUCAACUCUGAGCGUUUUCUUGUGGACUGUUUACCCUGUUACCGUUGGAUUGUUUAUUCGUUGUGAUUCUCUGCUGCCUGCCCUGAACCUUGCCUGUGUACUGGACUGUGAUUGUUUGCUGCCUGCCCUGAUCUCCGCCUGUGACCCGAUACAGUUUGUCUGCUGCCUGCCUCGACUAUUGCCUGUCCCUGUUUGUGUCUCUGCCUUUGCCCUGUCUACUCUGUAAAAUGGCUGCAAAUGGAUCCUCACGCAUUCGACCCAUCAUUACAGAAGACUUCGCCAUCAAACGAUCCAGCAGCUUCUACGAGCGCUUCCAGCCCCAGCAUGGACCCAGCAAUACGUCUCGUCCGCCUUCGGCAAGGUAAUUCUACACUCGAGGACCACAUUCAGAAGUUUCUAGACAUUGCCUAUUUAUCUGACCUGCCUGACUGUGCCCUCAUUGACUUCUUUGGCUAUGGAUUAAACGAACCAUUGAAGGACUACUUACUUAUUAAUGGUCCCCGAGGGUCGUUCGUGGAAUUUCUGGACUUUGCUCUGCUUACUGUUGGUUCACUGUUUACUGUGGGUGUCGCGGAGGAACGCGACACCUCGUUCCCCCAUGUAAUGGCUGCCUCUAAAGAGAGCAUUCACAAAAUGGCGGCCACAACAUCAUCACAUCAUGUCUCUGCUGAUCUUCCAGAGCCAAGUCAAGUCUCCGUUGAUCUUCUAGAAUUACAUCACGUCUCUGGAUCUGUUUGGGAGCGGAGUGGGUUGCGUUCCAGCGUGGCUGAUCCACCGCUGACUUCAGCACGAACGGCUGGCAUUCCUAAGCCUCCGCCGGCCACUUCGCACUCAAGCUCGCCGGUUGCUACGCACUCAAGCUCGCCGGUUGCUACGCACUCAAGCUCGCCGGUUGCUACGCACUCAAGCUCGCCGGUUGCUACGCACUCAAGCUCGCCGGUUGCUACGCACUCAAGCUCGCCGGUUGCUACGCACUCAAGCUCGCCGGUUGCUACGCACUCAAGCUCGCCGGUUGCUACGCACUCAAGCUCGCCGGUUGCUACGCACUCAAGCUCGCCGGUUGCUACGCACUCAAGCUCGCCGGUUGCUACGCACUCAAACUCUCUGGAUGCUAUGGACAAGAUGGCCGCUUUGCCAGUGCCCACGGGCAAGAUGGCCGCCCCGCCAGUGUCUGGCAACACAGGGGUCGUUCCAGCCAGUGAGUCCACUCCAGAACCAGCUCCAGCCCGUGAGUCUGCUUCAACCCAUGAGCCCGCUGCAGCGCCCACAGAGGAGGUAGGCAUAGAGCCACCGCCUCAACCAUGUAAACGGAGGAGGAGGAGGAAGAAGGCUUCCUCCAUCCCUCAAGGCCCGGAGGCCUUCCCAGAGCCCGCUGUAGGCCCGGAGGCCGUCCCAGAGCCCGCUGUAGGCCCGGAGGCCGUCCCAGAGCCCGCUGUAGGCCCGGAGGCCGUCCCAGAGCCCGCUGUAGGCCCGGAGGCCGUCCCAGAGCCCGCUGUAGGCCCGGAGGCCGUCCCAGAGCCCGCUGUAGGCCCGGAGGCCGUCCCAGAGCCCGCUGUAGGCCCGGAGGCCGUCCCAGAGCCCGCUGUAGGCCCGGAGGCCGUCCCAGAGCCCGUUGUAAGCCCGGAGGCCGUCCCAGAGCAGUCCGCUGCCGUCCCAGAGCAGUCCGCUGCCGUCCCAGAGCAGCCCGCUCUUCCUGAUACGGCCACGGAGGCCGUCGCCGAGCUCCUCGCCCUGCCGGCGCCACCCGAGCUCCUCGCCCUGCCGGCGCCACCCGAGCUCCUCGCCCUGCCGGCGCCACCCGAGCUCUUCGCCCUGCCGGCGCCACCCGAGCUCUUCGCCCUGCCGGCGCCACCCGAGCUCUUCGCCCUGCCGGCGCCACCCGAGCUCUUCGCCCUGCCGGCGCCACCCGAGCUCUUCGCCCUGCCGGCGCCACCCGAGCUCUUCGCCCUGCCGGCGCCACCCGAGCUCUUCGCCCUGCCGGCGCCACCCGAGCUCUUCGCCCUGCCGGCGCCACCCGAGCUCUUCGCCCUGCCGGCGCCACCCGAGCUCUUCGCCCUGCCGGCGCCACCCGAGCUCUUCGCCCUGCCGGCGCCACCCGAGCUCUUCGCCCUGCCGGCGCCACCCGAGCUCUUCGCCCUGCCGGCGCCACCCGAGCUCCUCGCCCUGCCGGCGCCACCCGAGAUCCUUACCCACGAAACCGCCACGGCCUCCGUUGAAUUCCCCAAGAACUUUUUGGGGGGGGGCCAUAUACCUGAGGGUGGGGAGCUUGUGGGUGGGGACCCUGCACGGCCGCGAUCAUCAGCGGCCUCCGAAUUGCUUGAGCUUGCGGGUGGGGACCUUACACGCCCACGGCCUUCAACCGUCUGUGAACUGCUGUGGCCGGCUACGGACCCUGACCUACCGUGGGCGCCCAAGCCACCUGACCCGCCGUGGCUGCCCGUGGCACCUGACCCGCCGUGGCUGCCCGUGGCACCUGACCCGCCGUGGCUGCCCGUGGCACCUGACCCGCCGUGGCUGCCCGUGGCACCUGACCCGCCGUGGCUGCCCGUGGCACCUGACCCGCCGUGGCUGCCCGUGGCACCUGACCCGCCGUGGCUGCCCGUGGCACCUGACCCGCCGUGGCUGCCCGUGGCACCUGACCCGCCGUGGCUGCCCGUGGCACCUGACCCGCCGUGGCUGCCCGUGGCACCUGACCCGCCGUGGCUGCCCGUGGCACCUGACCCCCCGUGGCUGCCCGAGUUCCUGGACCUGCAUUGGAGACCCCGUUCCCGUCUGCCAACAGGUCUCCAAUGUACCCACCCCCCCUCCCUAUCUGUGCCAUUUACGCCGCGAGGACGCGCCUUCCGGAAGGGGGGCGUUAUGUCACGAUCACUGUCUGUUCCUGUCAGUUCCUGGACUCCACUUCCCAUAAUCCUCCCUUCCAAUCACAUGCACCAAUCACCAAUUGCCACACACACCUGCAGAUCAUUACCUGGACUAUUUAAGACACACACACACACACACACCCUUUGCGAAGUCUUGAUUUGCCCCGGUGAUCAACUCUGAGCGUUUUCUUGUGGACUGUUUACCCUGUUACCGUUGGAUUGUUUAUUCGUUGUGAUUCUCUGCUGCCUGCCCUGAACCUUGCCUGUGUACUGGACUGUGAUUGUUUGCUGCCUGCCCUGAUCUCCGCCUGUGACCCGAUACAGUUUGUCUGCUGCCUGCCUCGACUAUUGCCUGUCCCUGUUUGUGUCUCUGCCUUUGCCCUGUCUACUCUGUAAGUACUUUUAAUAAACAAGCUGCAAAUGGAUCCUCACGCAUUCGACCCAUCAUUA
This is a messenger RNA of Ctenopharyngodon idella (grass carp), 3868 nucleotides long. RefSeq lists its product as uncharacterized. The transcript has 2 exons. The record is from RefSeq and is a predicted model, not a curated record. Lineage: Eukaryota; Metazoa; Chordata; Actinopteri; Cypriniformes; Xenocyprididae. Bases 792 to 3599 code for a protein of 935 amino acids.